Messenger RNA from Marmota monax (woodchuck), 8171 nucleotides. RefSeq names its product SEC14 like lipid binding 1 (gene Sec14l1). Gene Ontology annotation, molecular function: RIG-I binding. Gene Ontology annotation, biological process: negative regulation of RIG-I signaling pathway. The transcript is spliced from 18 exons. NCBI's taxonomy places the organism in Eukaryota, Metazoa, Chordata, Mammalia, Rodentia, Sciuridae. The record is from RefSeq and is a predicted model, not a curated record. Gene Ontology annotation, cellular component: cytosol; cytoplasm. Bases 307 to 2493 code for a protein of 728 amino acids.
CCGUAACAACCGCUCGAGCCCUCGCCGCGCCCCUCGCAGCUCCCGCCCAGCCCCCUCCCCGGAACCGGCGGUCGAGCGGCAGCCGCCGAGCAGUGGAACUGCGAAGGCACCGCGGAGCCGCCGGCAUGAGCUCCUCCCGCCGCCCCGCGCCCCGGGCUCGGCCUUUCUGACAAGAGCUAGACUUUGGGAUCCUUGAGGCUAUUCAGCUAUGCACUUUUGAAUAUCCUCUCACCAUAUUCAACAUAACAUUCUUAAUGAUUAUCCUCAGCAGGACAGGUGUGAGAGGAUUGCUAUUGUACUACAAUCAUGGUGCAAAAAUACCAGUCACCAGUGAGGGUGUAUAAACACCCCUUUGAAUUAAUUAUGGCUGCCUAUGAAAGGAGGUUCCCUACAUGUCCGCUGAUUCCCAUGUUUGUGGACAGUGACACUGUGAAUGAAUUCAAGAGUGAAGACGGGGCCAUUCACGUCAUUGAAAGGCGCUGCAAGCUGGACAUAGACGCACCCCGGCUGUUGAAGAAGAUUGCAGGAGUUGAUUAUGUUUAUUUUGUCCAGAAAAACUCUCUCAAUUCUCGGGAGCGCACUCUGCACAUUGAGGCCCAUAAUGAAACGUUUUCCAAUCGGGUCAUCAUUAACGAGCACUGCUGCUACACCGUUCACCCUGAGAACGAAGACUGGACCUGUUUUGAACAGUCUGCAAGUCUAGACAUCAAAUCUUUCUUUGGUUUUGAAAGUACAGUGGAAAAAAUUGCCAUGAAACAGUACACCAGCAACAUUAAAAAAGGGAAGGAAAUCAUUGAGUACUACCUUCGUCAGCUUGAAGAAGAGGGCAUCACCUUCGUGCCGCGCUGGACCCCACCUUCCAUCGGGCCCUCUUCAGAGACGUCCUCGUCCAGCAAGACUCAGGUGGCAUCCACGGCUGUUGUGGUCCCAGAGGCUGCCCUCAAGGAGGGGCUGAAUGGAGAGGCCCUCAGCAACCCUGGAGGGACCCCUGAGCCCACGGUGGGAACCCCUGAUGACAAACUCGAUGCCGAUUACAUCAAGAGGUAUCUGGGUGACCUGACCCCACUCCAGGAGAGCUGCCUUAUCAGGCUUCGCCAGUGGCUCCAGGAAACCCACAAGGGCAAGAUCCCAAAGGAUGAGCAUAUUCUUCGGUUCCUACGCGCUCGGGAUUUUAACAUCGACAAGGCCAGAGAGAUCAUGUGUCAAUCUUUAACAUGGCGGAAGCAGCACCAGGUGGACUACAUCCUGGACACCUGGACCCCACCCCAGGUGCUUCAGGAUUACUACGCGGGAGGAUGGCACCAUCACGACAAAGACGGACGGCCUCUCUACGUGCUCAGGCUGGGGCAGAUGGACACCAAGGGCUUGGUACGAGCCCUGGGCGAGGAAGCCCUGCUGCGAUACGUUCUCUCCAUAAACGAAGAGGGCCUGAGGCGCUGUGAAGAGAACACGAAGGUCUUCGGCCGGCCCAUCAGUUCCUGGACCUGCCUGGUGGACCUGGAAGGGCUGAACAUGCGCCACUUGUGGAGACCUGGCGUCAAAGCCCUGCUGCGAAUCAUCGAAGUGGUGGAGGCCAAUUACCCAGAGACACUGGGCCGCCUUCUCAUCCUCCGGGCACCCAGGGUCUUCCCUGUUCUCUGGACGCUGGUCAGUCCAUUCAUUGAUGACAACACCAGAAGGAAGUUCCUCAUUUACGCAGGAAAUGACUACCAGGGCCCCGGCGGCCUGCUGGACUACAUCGACAGAGAGAUCAUUCCAGAUUUCCUGAGCGGGGAGUGCAUGUGUGAAGUGCCAGAGGGUGGACUGGUCCCCAAAUCUCUGUAUAGGACUGCGGAGGAGCUGGAAAAUGAAGACCUGAAGCUCUGGACCGAGACCAUCUACCAGUCUGCAAGUGUGUUCAAAGGAGCCCCUCACGAGAUUCUCAUUCAGAUUGUGGAUGCUGCUUCUGUGAUCACUUGGGAUUUUGACGUGUGCAAAGGCGACAUUGUCUUUAAUAUCUAUCACUCCAAGAGGUCUCCGCAGCCCCCCAAGAAGGACUCCCUAGGGGCCCACAGCAUCACCUCUCCAGGCGGGAACAACGUGCAGCUCAUCGACAAGGUCUGGCAGCUGGGCCGCGACUACAGCAUGGUGGAGUCGCCCCUAAUUUGCAAAGAAGGAGAAAGCGUGCAGGGCUCUCAUGUGACCAGGUGGCCAGGCUUCUACAUCCUGCAGUGGAAGUUCCACAGCAUGCCGGCGUGUGCGGCUACCAACCUGCCCCGGGUGGACGACGUGCUGGCCUCCCUGCAGGUGUCCUCACACAAGUGCAAAGUGAUGUACUACACAGAAGUGAUCGGCUCCGAGGACUUCAGAGGCUCGAUGACCAGCCUGGAGUCCAGCCACAGUGGCUUUUCCCAGCUGAGCGCCGCCACCACCACCUCCAGCCAGUCUCACUCCAGCUCCAUGAUUUCCAGGACUGUGUCAGGGGAGAGCGGAGCUGAGCCAGUGCCCCUGUGAGUCGUGAAGAGAGACCCAGUGGUGGCGAUCCCGUGUCUGGAAGAAGUCAUGCUGUGUCUCUUCUGUGGCCGUCAUGGUGUGCUUGAUGGGGUGUUUCCUUAUGAAGCAGGUGCCUCGGGAAAUGGAGCAGGCAGGCAUGGCCUGCCGAAGGCUGGGUUGCCUCAUCCCAGCUCCCCUGCCAUCAGUGGAUCUGUAGGGACAGCGGAGCCCAGGCUGCGGAGUGGGCUCUUACCCUGUGCAGUACAGGGCAGGCUGGGAAGACCAUGGCUGGCUUGCUAGGGCCCAGAAUCCAGGGGUUAUUCCUUCUCCUCGCUAGGGUCGGUCCUGGGGAUCCGCCAAGGUGUCCGGCCAUCAGGUGGGGUGGGAAGCCUGGGCAUGUGCUGCAGCCUGGAUGACAAGUGUGUCCACAGGCAGCCGGACUAGGUAAUUUCCUAGCCCGAGUGGCACCCACACCACUCGCUGGUGUGGAUGGAAGGCUUUUAUGGAAUUCUGCGUGUUCCUAUGAUGAUGAGUCAGACCAGCUUCCCGAUGGCCUUUGGCUUGCUGGUCUGGUACUCGAUGAGAGCCAGAAGCGGUAUGGAAACCAGCCAGUCGGGGUUAUCUCAGCCAUCCCUUGACUGUCUUCAGAAAGUGCCCCUGGAAGGGAGUGUCCUGCACAGUGCUCCUCGCCAUCCACCUUGGAGGACGGAACCGCGGCGUGCCAGAUCCCUGUAGGAGCACAGGCUGGCCUUAGGCUGUGGCAAACCAGCCAGCAUUGCCUUUGAAGUUAGGGCUAGGGAAGCCGGAUUCUGGGAAGAUAGUGGUGGCAUCCCCGCAGCCACACAACUAGGCUACAGAACCUAAAACCACGGGUAAGCUGAACUGUAUGCUUUAAAGUCGCAAGAACAGCCACGCUUGUUGUAUGAACAAGAAGGACAUCCAGUGGACAUCGUUUAUGAUAAAGCCAGGUGAUAAGUGCCUCUUGGGAGACAAGCAUAGGUCAAACCACCAAGAGCCAUAAGAUGCAUGUGACCCGCAGGUUCUCAGUGUUGGAAGGGAGGCAGGGGUUGAGAGCAGCAAAACAGGCUGGGCUGGCCACUCUCCUGUAACCCCCAUGGCUGACCAGCGCAGAGCUCUAUGGACAGGUCUAGGAGAAGCAGAAUGGGCCCUUAGAACCCUAAACUGACUGCCAGGACUCCCUCCUAGAAAGGUCCCUGCCGCAGUCUGGCUGGGCACACAAUCACGAGCCACCACACAGCUUGUAGAUUCAAACAGCAACUCUUUAUUCCCGAACUCACACCAGCACUCUACAAUCACGUUCUGGGGAAAUCCACGUUCUCUGCCCAAAUCCACCCCCACUGGGCUUCUGUCUCCCAAAAAAUACUGUCUGAAUCCCUUGAGAACUCAAGGGGAACUCAGGCAGCAGGAUAUGCCCUAUUCCCAGCAGGAAUAACCUUAAACCUGGAACCACCCUAAACCCAGAUUGUCCUAAACCGGGAACACCCUAAACCCGGAUCCGCCCUGGUCCUUGAGCAAGGUCACCUUACAUGCAAUGUCACUGCAAAAUGUCCUAUUUCCACGAGUCCUUCCACUAAGCAACAUGGGGUACGCUGGCAAGGAAAUUGUCAUACCUACUUGGCUAAUGGCUCCCAGCAGGUCCCCUGCUGAGGAAUAUAGAUUCAGAGGAGGGGCGAGCCCAGGUGGGUGCAGGACCCUUGAGAGCAGGUGCACAUGUGUCUCAGACCCCACCAAAGAUACAGAAGAGGGAGCUCUGAGCUAGAGACCACCUUCUUCUGAAAGCUGGAAACAUUUUCACAGGAAAAUGAGCAUCCAAAGGUCUGGACAUCGAGGCCAGGCGAAGCCAAGAGGCACCGCAGGACACCUCAGUGGGGGACGUGCGCCUGCCAAUGGGUGAUGGCCCAGCAUUAAGACUCGAAUUUUAAAAUGUGAACUAACUGACAUGAAGGAGAUGACAGGAGACGCAGAAAACACAUGAGAAUUAGAAAAACUCGGAAAUGAGCUGGCACAAUAAAGUAUCAUGAAUGAAAAAAAUUCAGAAAUGUGAGACAGCAAAACCCAGCAGAGUAUGGUUUUACCAUCGGGAGGAAAGGAGCAGAUGGAAAGACUUAGAAAGUGGCACGUGGAAGAUAAGCCAAGAUCAAACCUGGGUGACACGGGAAGAGUGAGACCCAAGAAGGACCAAAAUCAGGAAAUAUUUUCGUAGACAGGCUGAGUAUUUUUUGGUACUGGAUCCACACCCCUGGCCUUGCCCCUGCCUUUCCAAGUUCCUGAGGUUGGCUUAGAGCCCGCCAUUCUCCUGCCGCUGGCUCCCUAGUGCUGGGAUUACAUGUGUGCACCAUGGUGCCCGCUGGAUGUUUUUAAAGACUCACCCUUGGGGCAUUUAGGGAGGGAGAUCAGGUUUUUUGAGGACUGAGCUUUAGGCCAGAAGCAAAAGGAAUAAUUAUGACUCUUCAAGGGAAGAGUGAGCCGAGGGAUUUUUGUCCAGUAAACGGACUGAAGUUAGGAGCCUUGGUGCAUCUGCCAGGUUGUGUGGGAGAGCGUGUCCUCAGUACGCCUUCCUUGGGGCUCUAGAGAAGAGGCUACAGACAGCCUGUGUGAGUGCACGGGGCUGGUGUCAGGCUGGGAAGGAGGACAGGGUGCCAGGCGGCAGGUGUCCUACUAUUGCUUUUUAGAGUAGAGGGAGCAUAGGCAAACAUUGUUAAGUUUUUAGUGUUUUUUUUUUUUUUUUUUUUUCUCUUUUGGACCAGGGGUUGAACCCAAGACAAUCAUUAACCAUUGAGCCACAUGCCCAGCCCUUUUUAUAUUUUAUUUAGGGACAGGGUCUCACUACGCUGCUCAGGGCCUCACCAAGGUGCUGAGGCUGGCUUUGAACUCCUGAUUCUCCUACCCCAGCCUCCUGAGCUGCUGGGGUCACAGACAUGAGCCACUGUGAGGUUUUUAAUGAUUAUAUCAGCAGCUUUAUUAAUACUGCCAUUGGGCCAGGCCUUAUGGCACCCAUCUGUCAUCCCAGGGACUGGAAUCUCAGCAACUUAGCCAGACCCCAUCUCAAAAUAGAAAUUUUUAAAAGAGUUGGAGAUGUAGCUCAGAGGUAGAACCCUCCUGGCCACCCCUAGUACUGCAGUGAUAAUGUUGUCAUUGGGGGAGUGUUGAUGUGACCAUUAUGGACGUUCUGGCUCCAGGGUCGUCCUUUCCCAUAUCCAGGCCUCUCUGUGGAAGACCCCCUGGGACAGAGGCUGCCAGCUCUGUCCCCACCCUGAACUGGAAGGUUCCUGGGCGGUCCUGGGCUGCCCCAGGAACCACCAGGCUAACUGCCCUUUUCUAGAGGAGCACGUUCGGGUGAUAAUAGCUUUAACACAAGGAGGUGACAGUAGCCGGGACAGCAGUUCCAUCUUCCAUCUGGGGAUUGAGCUGUGGUGUGGCAAGGGGCAUGUGGCAGUCCUAACUAAUGCAGCAUCUUUUUUGGCUUGUGGGGUUUCUUUAUUUUAGGAUAAAAAGGUUUAUUGUUUUUUUGUGUGUUUAGUCAGGACUUUACGUCGGUCAGUUCACCUGGAAGGAAAGUCAACAGUAGUUCUUUAACUGGAGACUCAGGUUUUCUUCUGAUCAAGUCCUGGGACAGGGACAGCUGUGACCUGUGUGCAGGCACCGAGUUCUAGGGCUGCGUCUGCAGGAGCUCAAGUCUGACCCACAUCCUAUGGCCUUGCAGGGACAGCAAAGCAGGACACUCAACGGCAGAGAGGGCAGCAGAGGCCCAAGCCGGCCCUGGUCCUGCUCAUGCCCUGGCGCUCUGGCUGCCUCAGUUCAGCCUGGCUUCUGCAGUGGCUCUGCCCUUACCUUUGGGCUUAAGACCCAGUCCCCAGGACCUAGUUUUGACAGGGACAUGGAAACUCUCGGGAGCCCUUCCUGGGUCCCUAUGCUAGCCCCUGCUACUCGCUGUCCAUGAGAGACACGAAGGACAGGAAAAGCUGUUGCUGGGCACCCUGGGCUCUUCUGGAGAAGCAGCCAGGGAGAGUCCUAGCUCAGCCCUGAUGGACAGAGCAGCUGCCGAGAAGGCCCUGGCUCCAUCCACUCCCCUGAGGGCACGUUGCGCCCAGAGCUGGAAGCGAGGCCCUGCUGGGGCUGCUGAGCUCUUCCCCUUCCCCUUCCACGGCCAGCCUACACCAUAAUCGGAGGGACCCCGUGCUGCAGUUGGGGGAGACAAGCCAGAGUCCAGAGGGGGCCUAGGAAGGGGGACCUGGCUCUGCCAGGGUGCUCCUCCCCUGGCACCAGCUUGGCCUCAUGUCACCUGGCCAAAGCCCGGGGGUGGGACGACGGGGGCUUUGCUCCCUGGGCUCUGCCUGGGCCAGGGCCGUGGAGGAGCAUCAGCUGCCGUGCCUGCAGAAAUCCCCCCGAGUUUCAUGCCUUGGCCUGGCUCGGCAACAGGGUUUCCAGGCGUUUGGUCAGACAUGAUUCUCCGUGUGCCAUAGUUUUGGAUCCAGAAUAUCCCCCAAAGGCCAUGUGUUGAAGGCUUGUUUUUGGGGUGGCACUGUUGGGAGAUGGUGGAACCUUUAGGAGCUGGGCCCUCGUGGGAGGUCUUCAGGUCAUUGGGGUGCCCUUGGGGGGACAGUGGCCCCGCACUCUCUUCACUGUUUUGCUUCCUGCCAGGAGGAGAGAGGUUGUGCACCGUGGCCCUCCGCAUGAAGGGGCCUCGGCACAGGCCCAAAAGCAGAGGGGUCAGCUGAUCGUGGCCCCUCCAAAGCCAUGAGCCAGAAUGUGGCCUCUAGUUGGCUCUCGGAUCUGUCACUUUGGUGCCCAGCGCUGUCAAGGCAGAUGUCUCCGGGUGAGUUCAGCCUCUGGUUGGUAGGUGGCGUGAAGCAGGCUCCUGAUGGGGGUGGACCUCAUCCACCAAGGGCCUGACAAGCAGAAAGGCUGACCCUCCCCAGAGGAAGAGGCUUCUCCCACCUGCCCCCUUAGAACAGGGCACAAAUAGGACAGCAAAGGCACAACUGCCCCGCAGGGCACUUGAGCACAGCCCUGGGCCCUGGACCAGCAGGGCCAUGCCCGCCCCUGUGCCAAGCCGGCUGGGAGACUGGCACCAGGGGGCGCCUAAACCAGGGGGGGUUUGGCGCCUCAAGGCAAAGCUCAUGCAUUUCUUCCCUCUUCAGGAGAGGACACGAGAUGACCGCAGGGCAUGAGACUAACAUGUCCUGCAGCUCAGGAGCCCUGGAAAUGACCGGGCAGAAUGCUGGUUGGGGUGAGCGCCAGAUCGGGAGCCAGGGGGUGUGGCGGGAGACAGAGGGCCGGCAGGGCAGCACCAGGCUUUCCCGCGCCUUUCUAUUCUCUCCCCCAGGCUGGCCUUCUGUGACCGUCACCCACCACCCCCUGUGGAGGGCAGGCCUCACCAGGCUGGGACAUCUGCCUUGUGUGGGGAUUCGCCUCUGUCUAGGGCCCACCCAGGAAGGACGCACAGAGACCUAGGAAGUGGCAGGCUCUGGCCCAAGGGCUCGACCAGGAUCUGACCUCGUGCUUUCUGGGGCUCUUGGCCUUGCCAGACCCCUUCUUCCAUCAAAGCUCCUUGGAAAGCGCGUUACACGACUGUGCAACGGACACAUGCAGUGUACCCUCAACCCACAAGGCGCUCACACCAGCAGGACUCAUCUCCCCUGAUUUUACAGGAAAUUAAAACAAGAGUUUUAACAGAA